AUGCUUGUUCUGCCACCCGACAUGAAAGAAAGGAAAAGAAUGUCACUGGUUCUCAGCAAUCGUGAAGCGUCAUGUCACAGUGUUUCUUAUGCACAUGGCGUGAUUCUCGAACGGAGUUGUUUUGUUCGCAAAAUAGUGAAGGAUAAAAUUGAGGGAGAUAAGACAACUGCAAAAAUGGUAUAUUCCGAUGAAUUCUCCUCUUUUCUUGAUCAACAUCGAACAAACAUUUUCAUCGUCAUUGCUUUCGUAAUCAGUUCAUGGUUAUACAAUAAGUUUCGUGUCAACCGAAUAUUCUUUCCAAGUAAAUGUUCGAUGAGAGGUAAAACUAUUUUAAUCACGGGUGGUGUUAGUGGUAUCGGUUACGAAACAGCUAAAGAUUUACUUCAACGGAACGCACGCGUUAUAAUUGCUGAUUACAAUAUGAAGAAAGGCCGCGAAGCCAUAGAACAACUAUGGUUGGAAACUGGAUGCGAGAAGAGUCGUAUUCGAUUGAUGAAAUGCGAUUUACGAUCAUUUCGAUCUGUUCGUCAAUUUGUUCAACUAUAUAAUACGGAAGAACAACGACUGGAUGUUCUGAUAUGUAAUGCUGGCAUUGCGUGGGCACCGGAACUUCUUACUGAAGAUGGUUUUAGUACGGUCAUGCAAGUGAAUUACCUCAGUCAUUUCUUAUUAAUCAAUCUUUUAAUGAAUAAAUUAAACGAAUGUCGACCGAGUCGAAUCGUUUUCGUUGCAUCGGGUGCACAUCGAAUGGUUCGAUCGAUCGAUUGGUCCGAUGCAUUUACACAAUUCAAAAGCUUUCGUAUAUGGGGAAUCUAUCCAAUGUCCAAAGCAUUUACUCUACUAUUUGCUCUUAAACUUAAACAUACACUAGAUUCAAAUGAUGUUGCAAUAUUUGCAGUGAAUCCCAGUUGGGUGUGGACAUCUAUUCAAACACCAAUGCGUGAAGCGAUUGGACUCAUUCUAUUUCUUAUCUGUUAUCCAAUAUUGUAUGCACUGAAGUUUAUUCUAGCUAAAACACCACAAACAGGAGCACGAACGAGUAUUUUCUGUGCAGUUGAACCAUCAUUACAGCAUUCGAAAGAUUUGUAUUUUGAAGAUUGUAAAGUGGAAACCGUUUCAUCGUUGUGUACUAAUUAUGCAUUGGCUGAUCAGCUAUGGGAAAUAAGUUUACAAGCAGUUGGACUUCCAGUAUCUUGA
Messenger RNA from Adineta ricciae, 1197 nucleotides. The record is from the annotation of a GenBank genome assembly. Lineage: Eukaryota; Metazoa; Rotifera; Eurotatoria; Adinetida; Adinetidae.